AUGCAUCCUGAGGAAACCCUUCAAAAUGCGUCGGGAUCUGAAAUCAGUGAACUGAGAGCAAAAAAGCUGCGGCAGGAUCAGGCUGCAUCAGAAGCUGAUGGAGAUAAAGGUGAUGAAGAAUUUAAGUUGAAGAGGAUACGUUCACUAGUAAAACGAAUCUUUGGAGAAAUUGAAGACGGAUUGCCGGCUACUAGCGAAAUUCUUGCAAAAUGCGAUUUACAGACCUUCUUAAAUCAUGAUGAUUUAACGGUAUUUAUUGACGACCUGAUUAUGAGGCGCAUUUGUUCUUUAAAGGAUAGUGUAAAUAAUGUCAUGGAAGUUGACUCCGCUUGUUCUUUGGGUAAAGCAUUACAUGAACCUCUAUUUGACAUUCCUUGCUCAUAUGCAGACUCAGUUCUUCGGUGGUUAAUGGCAGCGGAUGUCAGGGUUGAUGGCGAGAAUCAGAAUAAGUUUCUCAUGGAUUACGAAAGGUUUAUUCUGCCAAUUGUGAAGACGCGAAUUAUUGUCCAAACUAUUUAUUUCCUGCGAGGAUUUUAUACCCAGUUGGUACGUAGAGAAGAAGUAAUUGCGGUUUUCAUGCGUUUAAUGUAUCAACAAUCUGUGUCAAAUAAUUUUCUUUAUUUCAUGAUUGCAACUUGUGUGGAUUCAGAGAAAAUGGAUGAAGCAGCUCUUUCAGAGGUUUUUAACCCAGUUCUUGACAGUUGUCAUAACUCAAUGCGACACCAAUGCAUGGCGGACAGAAAAAAUGCACGUUAUGCUUUAAUGCCUUAUACACUCCUCCGAACUCUUAUCGGCAUCAAGUUGGUUUCAAGUAGGAGGCCUAUAGCCGACUUGCUUGUUUCUCGAGACGAUUUUAUCCCAGAUGCCACACUGGAAAUUGAAGGAAGAGAAUUCUCCAAGCUUUGCUAUUUGGGCCCUUUCUUUGCGUUUAGCAUUGCACCAAACGUUGAUGAACGGUAUUCUGAAUUCUCUCCGUUUUUUGAAUGUGACAAUCCACCCGAGCAAGUACAGAAGGCGAUGCUGUACGAACCAUAUUUAAAUGCCGUGCACUCAGUUCAACCUGACUUAUCUAAAGUUUCGUCAGAUGGUUUUAUGAUCAAUUUUCUAAGUGUCAUGCUUGAUCUUGUUGAGAAAGUAACUUUGGAGAAGGUUCAUACCCAUUAUCUUUUUCAUCCAAAAUGUCGCAUUAGUUUGAAGGACGAGACAAGAUUAAAGCUUUCUUUAGAGGAGGCAGCAGAAUUUGGGAAGACAGUUGAUGUUAAUUUCGAUUUGAAGUUUCCAACUGAAUGCUUCUAUUUGACGAUGCAGGCGUUACAUGUCUCAUUCACGUCAAGCUGCUCUCAUAUGAAGGGAUUAAGAAAUGCUUUGUAUCAGCUUGAUGCAAGUUUGAAAGAACUGCGUUUACAGCUUCAGCAGUUACAACUCCUAUUACAUCAAAAACUUGAAUUAGAGAUGCGUCUGAAAGAGACAAUGGCAGUUCGUUCGAAUGUAGUACGUGCUACAAUGUGUAUUGAAGCUUUGGUAACAGACAAUGUUCUCCUGCACCGUCUUUUGAGGUUUUGCAGUCAGGAAUUGACAUUUUUGGUGAAGCUAAUUAAUCCUGAAUUCCCUUUGAAUAAUCAAAAGUUCCCACAAGAAGCUCCUAAUAUUUUCUGUGCUAUGCCGCAGUUUUUUCUCGAGAAUGCGCUGGAGUUACUUGUUUUUCUGCUAAAGAGUAAACCCGAAAUUCUUCUCGAAUCGCGGAACGAUCUCACGGAACAGUUACUAGUCUUUGUUUGCAACACCCAGUACUUUAACAAUCCGUAUUUGGCUGCUAAUGUAGUGGAUGUUUUGUUUAUGGUAUGUCCAUCUGUUAACCCAGCUGCCUAUCAAAUUCAUAGGAGCAUAAUUAACAAUCCAUUGGCAAUCGAUAGUCUUUUUCCAAGUUUAGUAAAGUUCUAUGCAGAUGUAGAGACCACUGGAGCUAGUUCAGAGUUUUAUGACAAAUUUAACAUUCGUCGUUCUAUACAAGUGAUCUUUCGUUCUCUUUGGGAAAGUGCUGUUUAUAAGAGCAUAAUGAUCAACUAUGCAAGAAAGUGUUCCCCAAAGUUUAUUCGUUUUAUCAAUAUGGUUAUUAAUGACACAACAUACCUCCUUGAUGAGUCUCUGUUAGCACUGAAAAAAAUACACGAUAUUGAAACACUAAUGGAAACUUCGGAAUGGGAAAAAAUGAAUUUUGAGGAUCGGCAAAUGAAAGAAGGUAGUCUUGACGAUGCGAAAAGAGGAGUGAGAUCAUGGUUGAUUCUGGGGAGAGAUACUUUAGAUCUUUUUACGUAUUUUACUGCAGAUGCUCCCGAGCCAUUCCUGGGACAGAUGUUAGGAGAACGGCUGGCAUCAAUGUUAGACUACAAUCUUUCACAGCUUUGUGGACCGAAGUGCACGGAGCUGAAAGUGCGUGACGCAAUCCAUCGUUUUACGUGGGACCCUCGUUUUUUAUUGCAGCAGAUAGUUCAUGUUUACUUGAAUCUCUCCUCGGAUAAAUUUGCUCAGUACAUAGCCAGUGAUGAGGUCAGUCGUAUGGUUCCUGUAACUUAUUCACGAUCUUACCUCCCUGAAUUGUUCGAAAUGGCUCUGUCUCGUCUUUCGGCGAACAAUAUUGUACCGAUUAAUGAGAUCGAACGUUUCAAACAUCUAGCUGAUAUGGCUGAAGCGAAAUGGAAACAAAAAGCUCAGAAUGAGGAAGAUUUUGGUGAUGAUAUACCGGAGGAAUAUCGAGAUCCUGUUAUGAACACUCUGAUGGUUGAUCCAGUUAAACUACCGUCAGGAUUGGUUAUGGACAGGAAGCAUAUUCUAUGUCACUUGUUGAGUAGCCAAACCGACCCUUUCACCAGACAACCGCUUACCGAAAGCCAACUUGUUCCAGAUGACGAUCUGAGGGUGAAGAUACAAGAGUGGAUGAAAGAAAAACUAUCGAAGGCAAAAUGA
Molecule: messenger RNA, 2964 nt
Organism: Enterobius vermicularis (human pinworm)
Lineage: Eukaryota; Metazoa; Nematoda; Chromadorea; Rhabditida; Oxyuridae
Source: the annotation of a GenBank genome assembly